CUUGUGACUUCUUGAGAACAUCACACAAACAACUGAACGUUAAGCAGAUAUCAAAUUACAGAAGCGAUAAAAACCGAUAACUUCUCAGCUAUCAAUCCAGCUUGAAAGACAGUAUGGAGGUGGUAUUUGUUCUAUGUGUUGUGCUUGCACUUGGAAUGGCUGAACGACUUCAUGCCCCUAUGAGGCCAAGUUCCCAAGAAUACCUGGAGCGAGAAUGGGACAUGAUCAUAAGCAAAGUGAAUUAUGUUAACACUACCUGGAAGGCCGGAGACAAUUUCCUCAGGAUCAUGAAACAUGAGCGUAAGGCUUAUGCUAAGAAACUCUGUGGUGUCUUGAAAACUCCGUUAAAUCUUCAGCUUCCCCAAAGGCCACCUUUAUCGGCCACCAGUUUGCCAGAAUCUUUUGAUGCACGUGACAACUGGUCACACUGUCCGACCAUCAAAGAAGUCCGCGACCAAGGAGACUGCGGUUCAUGCUGGGCAUUUGGAGCUGUUGAGGCAAUGUCUGACAGAAUCUGCAUCCAUUCAGAGGGACAAGAAAACGCUCACAUCUCGGCAGAGGAUCUUCUGACAUGUUGCUAUUCCUGUGGUAGUGGAUGUGAUGGUGGGUACCCUGAAGCUGCCUGGUCUUUCUUCAAGAGAUGGGGAAUUGUGACUGGUGGUCAGUACAACUCCAGCCAGGGUUGUCGUCCUUACAGCAUAAAACCUUGUGAACAUCACACCACUGGGCGCCUUCUGCCAUGCAAAAAAUCUAUUGAUCCAACUCCUAAGUGUCAAGAGUCAUGUGAAUCCAGCUACAAAGUGUCAUACAGCACCGACAAACACUACGGGGCUACUUCCUAUUCUGUCCCACCUGUCGUAUCAGAAAUCCAGACUGAGAUCAUGAAAUACGGACCAGUAGAGGGCGCUUUUAUUGUGUAUUCAGACUUCCCUACUUACAAAAGCGGAGUGUACCAGCAUACAACAGGGACUGCUCUUGGAGGCCAUGCUAUUAGGAUCCUGGGUUGGGGUGUUGAGGAAGGCGUUGACUAUUGGCUUGUGGCUAAUUCAUGGAAUGCUGACUGGGGAGACAAUGGCUUCUUCAAAAUCAAGAGAGGAACAAACGAGUGUGGUAUUGAAAAACAGAUAACUGCAGGUCUUCCGAAGGGCAAAAGAGCAAGGGAGACAACUCCUAUGUUAGAGAAGUGAAACAAUUCCAACAGAAAAGAAAGAUAUUAGUAGACCCACCCUACUGUGAUUAUUUCCUCUAGAUUUGUUUAUGAACGGACUGAUACUAUUUCACAUUCUGACAAGUCUUGACAAAACUUUGAAUCAUAGAAAUGUAAAUUUACUUUUUGAUUUAGGGUAUGUCUGAAAUAUGUUUGAAUUAUAUGUCCACAGGUAUUUUUACAAAAAUGAAAGCAGCCUUGUUCUUCUCAAGAUUAAAUAAGAAAAAAGGGAGGCCACUACAUACCUUAAAUCAUAGUGUAACCCUGUUUAGUCUUGAUUUUAUAUUUUUUAAAACUAAUACUAAAAAUGCUGUCAAUAAAAAAGAUGUCAUUCAAAUGGUAAUAGGGUUGAUGCUCAUGAUAUUGGGGUUUUUUGUGUGUGUUUCUUGUUUAAUUUUCUCUGGAUUUUUACGUGAUCUGUUGGGUGCCAUUAGAUUUAAUUGUAUAUUGAAGGUCUGAAUUUUGCAAGUUUAACAAAUAAGAUCUGACUAUUAAUCAUAUCAUUUACAUUGUAAUGUACUUAAAAUGCUGAAGAUCAUUGACAUUUGCCUUUGUUCCAAAUUAUUGUUUUUUCUUGUCCUGUACCAACUGGAAAAAAAAUUUGUGGAGUGCUGUUUAUUUAACUAUUGCACCCAGACAAUAGAGAUUGUCACUAAUUGUUAAUUUAGAGACUCUGUCUCCUGAAUUACUGAAUGAUCUGAAAUAUAUACUUUUGGCAAUCUUAAUUUUGAUAUUUUGAAUUUUUCCUUUGUUAUGAAAGUAUUGCUGACUAUCUAUCAGUCCAAACAUAAGGUUUCCCUAUCUCUGAUAAAAACAACCUGCAAUUCAAAUUCUUAUUCUGAGAAAACAUUGCCUUAAUUGUUGAAAAUGUAUGCAUUAUGAUGUGUAUUUUGACUCUUUGAACCAUGAAAUGACAGAAAUUCAGCAAAAUCUAACCAUUAUCUACAUUAGUGUCCUUCCAAAAAUUUUCUUCAUAUUGGUGCAUGAAUGAUAAUUCCUAUAUGACAACCAUUCAUUUUCUUCAAAAGAAAUCCAGAAUUAUUAAACUAUUGUAAACAUAAAUGAUUAUGUGAAUGUUGAGGGAAAUUUAUAUAUAUACACACACAUGGACACCAAAACCUGAAUAAUCCAGCUGCAUUCCUUCCUAGUAGAAGUGACAAGAUUACAUGUGUAAGUUGGACAGAAUACAAGUUUCUAUAGAAGAAUUGAUGAUAUAAUGCGUUAUGCCACUUAUUAGGAAAUUGAUCAAUAGAUACAAAUUUUCUGCUGUACAAUGUACAUGUUAUUAUGUCAGUCAUAUAAUAUUUCAGUUAUUGAUACUGUAUGGAGAUUAAGAAUCUUUUUCUUUGUUUUGAUGAUGUCAGUCUGACCUGCAUUCAUCAUAAAGAUCUGAAUUGUCUUUUUUAUGUUAAAAAAGUGAGUAGGUGGGUAACUUUGUAACGUGUUAAUGAAGGGAAAUACAAAGAAAAGAUCUGUAUCAAUAUAUAACACUCGAAUAUAUAUACAAAGAUAUGGAG
Ylistrum balloti is the source of this 2724-nucleotide messenger RNA. Its product is annotated as cathepsin B-like. Gene Ontology annotation, biological process: regulation of catalytic activity. Bases 114 to 1187 code for a protein of 357 amino acids. The transcript is spliced from 9 exons. Gene Ontology annotation, molecular function: cysteine-type endopeptidase activity. Lineage: Eukaryota; Metazoa; Mollusca; Bivalvia; Pectinida; Pectinidae. The record is from RefSeq and is a predicted model, not a curated record. Gene Ontology annotation, cellular component: lysosome.